Phalaenopsis equestris is the source of this 927-nucleotide messenger RNA. RefSeq names its product fructan 1-exohydrolase-like. The coding region runs from base 426 to 770 and encodes 114 amino acids. The record is from RefSeq and is a predicted model, not a curated record. The transcript is spliced from 5 exons. NCBI's taxonomy places the organism in Eukaryota, Viridiplantae, Streptophyta, Magnoliopsida, Asparagales, Orchidaceae.
UCCUGCUCAGCUAUUAUGAAGUUUUGCGUAAGUACAAGCUUUUUGAUAAAUUAGGGUUAAAAAACGACAGAAUCAACGAACACAAGAAAGAACACAUGGAUUUAAAGAGAUUCGGCAAUUUGCCUACGUCCUCAGAGGCAAGAGCGGUGGCUUUCUGAUUUCUUGAAAACAGCACAUGCUCUUAAGAUGUGAUCUUACCUUCGAAUGAGCACAAGUCUAUAGAUUGGUGAUGAUAGCUCGCCGCCAUCUUGCUGUGGUUCUGUACCGACUGGAGCAACUCUUCUCGGGACUUGUAUUAAAUCCAGAUUCUGAAGACCCUUUGUCUAUCGAAAGCAAACAGUACAGAGCUUCUUUCCAUUUCCAGCCACCUCAAAACCGGUUCAAUGGUUGAUAUAGAGGUAGAAUAUGAGCUUCUAUAGCUCGAAAUGGCUCAGCUUGUGCACCAUGAGUGGAAACUCGACAAUGUGCAGAUGGCCGGCAACGAUCAAGUGGAUUCUUCAGUUUCAGGAAGCAUAGGGACUUUUGGCCCGCUUGUUUUGGAUUCUCAUGAACCUGCGGAGCUCACUGCAGUUCUCUUUAGAGUAUUUAAGAUCAGUACUGAUCAUGCUGUUCUUAUGUGCUCUGAUCAAAGAAAAUCAUCAUUGUGGCCUAAACUUUACAAGCCAGCAUUUAGAGGGGAGCUUUGUGGGCAUGGAUGUAAAAGCUGGGAAGACAUCUCUGAAGGACUUUUGAUAAAUUCAAUGAUUUGGAAGAACCUGCAUCACUGCUAGAGCAGUACAUCCCAAGUUUGCUGCUUUCUGGAGAGCCUAUGUGUGCACAUUUGCAGGCACAUGUAGGGGCAACGGAGAUCUAACAUGUACUGGUUCAACUUGCUUGUUUUGCUAAUUUUAAAUUAUACCCGACUUAAUCUUCAUUUUUUUUUUUGGU